AUGUCUACUACUAAAGGGGUUUCGUCUAGGGCUAAGGAUGUAGUUAGGGAUUCGAAAUCACCAGCUUUAUUGGGUUUAGGGAAAACGGAAUCGGGUUUGAGCUUAGAGCAAGGGGAAUCGGUAAUUUCCUCUAAGGAGGUUCCUUCGAUUAGUGUUAACAGAUUGAUGAUGGGGAGUGAAGGAAGUCUUAGCCCUAGUUCAAGAAGUCUCUUGAAAUUAGAUGAAAUUGUUCUAACUGAUGGUUUCUCCUUUGUAGCUCAUAUUCUUCUGUAUCUGUACCCUUUUCUUAAUACGACAAGCAAAUCAAGGCCAUUUGAGUACUUGAGGCUGACUAGCUUAGGCGUCAUUGGUGCUUUGGUGAAGGUGCUUCAGUAUGCUGAUAUUAAUUUUUAUAGCUUAUGA
Messenger RNA from Camellia sinensis, 402 nucleotides. The record is from RefSeq and is a predicted model, not a curated record. Lineage: Eukaryota; Viridiplantae; Streptophyta; Magnoliopsida; Ericales; Theaceae.